Messenger RNA from Fonsecaea multimorphosa CBS 102226, 1608 nucleotides. RefSeq lists its product as uncharacterized. The record is from RefSeq and is a predicted model, not a curated record. The transcript has 3 exons. Gene Ontology annotation, cellular component: membrane. Gene Ontology annotation, biological process: transmembrane transport; carbohydrate transport. Lineage: Eukaryota; Fungi; Ascomycota; Eurotiomycetes; Chaetothyriales; Herpotrichiellaceae. Gene Ontology annotation, molecular function: carbohydrate:proton symporter activity. Bases 1 to 1608 code for a protein of 535 amino acids.
AUGGCCGGCAAGGGGCCGUCCUCUUCCAUUGCGACUCCAAGCCUCGACCUCUCACUGCAGACAGCUGAGCAGUCGGUGGACGACGAGCCGACACUGUGGAAGUCCAUCAGGAAAUGGCCAAAAGUCGUGGGAUAUUCCUUGGGUUUGGCCUCAGCCAUUUUGCUCAAUGGGUUUGACACGUCGAUAGUAGGAAAUCUCUCGGCCAUACCAGCGUUUCAGGAAGACUACGGCCGACAUUUCAACAACCGCUACAUCAUCCCGUCGACAUGGAUGGGACUUUGGACUGCUAUCGGCACCCUUGGUACUAUGACUGGCAGUGUUGUCGCAGGCUGGCUCCAAGACCGUGUUGGCAGGCGUCCGGCACUUGCUCUGGGAAGCCUCUUGUCAGCCGUGGGAGUAGCCAUCAUAUAUUGCUCGCAUUUCCUCGAUGCAUUGGACUCCCGGAGGGGCACCUUUCUCGCCGGCAAAUUUGUUCAGGGGGUGGCUGUUGGAACACUUCUAUGUUCCACACAGACCUAUCUCUCUGAAAUCCUGCCACCAAAAUUGAGAGGAUCAGUCAUGGCCUUCUUUCCAGUCUUCACCUUGGUCGGGCAACUGAUUGGCGCAGUCGUCGUCUCUGCAUCCUUGAAAUAUCCACAUAACCAACCCUACACCACCCCAAUGAUUGCGCAAUGGCCAUUUUCCGCUGUUCCUUUGAUCCUGGCUCUGCUGGUGCCAGAAAGUCCAACUUACCUGCUUCGUAAGAGAAAAUAUGACCAGGCAUUCAAAGCUCAAAAACGGCUUGACAGUUCGAGAACCGACACGCAGAAGAACAUCGACGACCUCAUGUUCUCGUUGCAGAAAGAGGAAGAGCAGGCCAGACAUCGUCAAGUAACAUAUAUGGAAUGCUUCCAAGGCACGAAUAGACGGCGCACGCUGAUUGUCAUCUUCGCCAACGUGCUGCCUAUGCUUUUUGGAUUCUCCUUGCUCGGUGAUUCCACCUAUUUCAUCCAAAUCGUCGGCAUGAGUGCAAAGAAUGCUCUACUAUUCCUUCAGCUUGGUGUUGGCCUUGGGCUACUCGCCAAUAUUGUCAGCAUGUGGGCCGUCACAAAGAUUGGUCGGCGAGUCCUCGGCAUGGCGUCGUUGAUUGUCAGCACAGUCCUCUGGCUGGGCAUGGGGAUUGCCGGGUGUUUUGAUGGUGUUGUCGUGAUAUGGUACACGGCAGUCACCAUGAUGGUAGUAGUCGUGGCCGUAGGGGUUGCAAUUUGGCCCGUCUCGGUCGUGGUCAGUGCCGAAACCUCGUCCCUUCGACUUCGUGCAAAGACACAAGGCAUCGGCUGGUUCUCAGGCGCUCUAGCACAGGGAGCCUUUGGGAUCAGUCUCCCUUAUGUGUACAACGUCGACCAGGGUGACCUCAGGGCCAAGGCGGGGUUCAUCAUCGCGGGAUUCUCGGGUAUAGCGUCGGUGCUGACCUGGCUCUUUGUCCCAGAAAUGAAGGAACGCACUGCCGCAGAGAUCGAUACCAUGUUCGAGCAUCGAUUACCCGCGAGAAAAUUCAAAGAAUGGCGAGGCACAAUUGCCGAAGUCGCCGCAGAUGAUUCUCUUGGGUCUCAUGCAGACUUGGCAUAA